UGGCUCCCAACUCUCCACAGCUUUUUCUAGAAUCUUCCAACAUCUGCACCUGAUUGGUUCUCAGAGAGUUCUGCAUGCUUUAUUGAAAAGGAACAUGGAGCUUGGCUGAUUGUUCCUUUGCUCAGCAAUAACAGAAAGUCGCUGUUAAGUUGUAUAUUCAUUCCCAAGUGUUGGCAGGGGAGCUACUUUGCAUGGAAAAUUGUGGAUUUUUUCAUGAUUACCAUAGCAUCAGCUUUACUCAGGGUAAACCUGGGAAUAAGAGACUUUCAAGAAACUUUGUCAACUCUUCAUCUGUUCAGGUGAACCUCAUUUCUGAACAUUAUGGAGAAACGUCUAGAUUUACCAUCAAGCAGCAGACAAAUCAGGAAAGCGGAUCUGACAAAAAGGCUUAUUUGGAUCACAGUGGUUUCCUGUCUCCUGUCUAUGCAUUUUGGCUACAACUUCUGGGUAUCUUAUUCUAUUACUGUGCUUCAGGACAACCCUUAUAACAUAACAAUUGAUGGAUUCAGCUAUCAAAGUGAAGCAAUGGUGGCAAUCGCUAUUGGUGUAUUCCCAUUUGGAGGUAUUUUUGGGGCAACUGUGAGUGCCUGUUUGACAGACAGAAUUGGCAGGAAAGGUACCUUGUUGCUGGCUAAUUUUUUGUCCCUCAUCUCUGCUCUGUUCAUGGCUUCCUCGCAUUUAAUAGGUCCUUUUGAAUACAUUAUAUUUGCCCGCAUGUACACUGGGAUGUGCGCAGGCAUGGCCUCCACCAGUGUUCCAUUAUACCUUGGUGAGAUCUCCCCCAGAAGUCGGAGGGGUGGCGUUGUCAUGAUGCCCCACUUCUUUCUAAUCCUUGGGGUUCUGUUAGCUCAGAUACUUGCUCUUAAGCAUCUCCUGGGGACACCAAAAGGAUGGCCUACAUUGAUGGGCCUUGCUGGAGUCAUGCCAUUGUCUCAAAGUGUGCUAUUGCCUUUCUUUCCUGAAAGUCCAAGGUAUAUACUGAUUCAGAAGAAGAAUGAGAGGAAAGCAAGAGAAGCCUUGCAGAUGCUGAGAGGAAAGGAUGAUGUGGAUGAUGAGAUUCAGGAGCUUUGUCAGGAGGACAUUGCUGAAAAAGCAGACAAGCGUAUGAGUAUGCUGAAAUUGAUAAAGAAGCGAAACAUGAGAUGGCAUCUUAUUACUGUAGUUGUUGUGAUGACUGCACAGCAACUUUCGGGUACCAAUGCGGUGUACUUUUAUUCAGAGAGAAUCUUUAAAUCUACAGUCUUGAAAGAUGAAGCCAUUGCUUAUGUCAGUAUUGCCACAACAGCAGUCACCAGCUGCUCAACUUUCUUAGGGAUAUAUCUGGUGGACAGUUUGGGACGAAGGGUUCUGCUCCUUAUGGGCUAUUUAGCCUGUGCCAUCUUCUUAGUUCUCACAGUCAUGUCCAUGGAACUGCAGAAGUCCAUGGAAUGGAUGUCAUAUAUCACUGGGGGUUUGAUUAGUGCGUUUCUCCUUUCGCAUGCCUUUGGACCAUAUCCAAUUCCAUAUCUAAUUGUUACUGAGCUCUUUCUUCAGUCAUCACGUUCCUCUGCCUAUAUGAUUGCUGGAAUUCUUGAAUGGCUUCUCAACUUUAUUACAGCAGUGUCAUACAUUCAUGUAGCUAGAGUACUUGGUGCCUUCAGUAUCCUGUUUUACUUUCCUGUCUGUGUUUGCUGCUUUGUUUACAUCUUUAACGUCUUCCCUGAAACGAAAAAUAGGACCUUUGUGGAUAUAAAGAGACUCAUGGCAAUCCAGACAUCCAAGAAGGUCAAGGUCAAGCAGGCAGCGAGUAAAUAGGAUUUCCAGAAGUGUUCUAUAUAGUGUUUUAUUUAUUCAUUUUAAAAUUAAAAUUUACUUUUUCUUUAAAACAAUGA
Molecule: messenger RNA, 1871 nt
Organism: Anolis carolinensis (green anole)
Lineage: Eukaryota; Metazoa; Chordata; Lepidosauria; Squamata; Anolidae
Product: solute carrier family 2, facilitated glucose transporter member 5
Exons: 13
Coding region: 322-1794 (490 amino acids)
Biological process (GO): monosaccharide transmembrane transport
Cellular component (GO): plasma membrane
Molecular function (GO): hexose transmembrane transporter activity
Source: RefSeq, a predicted model, not a curated record